AUGAUUGAUCAAAUCCUAAAGCAUGGCGAUGAUCGCAUCAUCACUCACUCUGUAAAACAAGAAAUUUUAUCCAUCCGCGUCCAAGCUGUUGUCUUGCAGUUGAAUCUCAAACAUUAUCCAGACAAAGAAACAAUCAAAGAGGCAGCAGUUUCAACCCAUGAGAUUAUUGGAUAUCUCUUAUGUGAUGAAAACCUUUCAGAUGGUAAGACGAUAGAUCCGACAGUCCGACUUGCAAACCGGCUGAGGGAACUAGUAGAGAGACUGGAGUCAACUGUUGGAGAUGUGGUGGACUUCGUUAAGGGUGGUAAGGACUCAGUCAGCAGCAUAACUGAUUCUCCCCCCGAUGUUUGUUCAUCAUCAAGAUCAGCAAUCGCAAGCAGCAAAGAUGAUGAUGAGGUGGUUGGUUUUCGACAAGAUCUGGCAGCUAUCAGUAUUCAGCUUUGCAAUAAAUCAUCCAGACUAAUGGUCUUCCCAAUUGUUGGAACCGGAGGCAUUGGUAAGACCACACUUGCUAAACUUGUUUAUAAUGAUUCAUUGAUUAGGAAAAACUUUAGUACUUGUGCUUGGGUUACAAUAUCACAAGAUCAUAGUGUAGAACGCAUUGUUCUAAAUCUUCUAGCUUCCAUAAAAGAAAUUUCAAAUGCUGAGAGCGACAUCCCUAUGGAAACCUUAAUCUGCGAGUACCUAAAAGGUCGAACGUAUCUUAUUGUAAUGGACGACAUGUGGAGUAAGAAAGCUUGGGAUGAUGUAAAGAGUUUGUUUCCUGAUGCUUGUAAUGGCAGUAGGAUCAUAGUAACCACAAAGGUGCAGGAUGUGGCUGCUUAUAAGGUGUUCGGAGAUAAAGACAUUCCUAUUGAAUUGGAAGAUAUUGGGAAGAAAAUUGUUCAAAAUUGCGGGGGACUCCCCCUUUCAAUCGUGAUGGUGGCAGGACUUUUAUCUAAGAUUCCGAUUCAAACUCGAUCCUCAUGGAAGCAAAUUGCUGCAAACGGCGGGCAGCUUGAAACAAUAAUUGGUUCGAGUUAUACCCAUUUACCUAAUCACUUGAAGCUGUGUCUUUUAUAUAUGGCUGGAUUUCCAGAGGAUCAGGAGAUUCGUGUUACAGAACUUGUUAAUCUUUGGAUAUCUGAAGGUUUUGUAACACUUUCAAAUGGAUCUAAAAGCUUGGAAGAGGGCGCAGAAGAUUGUUUGGAGGAUCUUGUCGAGAGAAGUCUAGUUUUGGUCACCAACAGGAAGUCUGAUGGGAAAAUAAAGAGUGACACUGAAGAAAGCACCGAAGAGGCCAUACAUGUCGUCAUAGAGCUCAAAAAGCUUUAUGAUAAGCUCCUUGGAAAAUGGAAGAAGCAAGGGCAGGAGCUUGAAAGUUCAAAGGACGAGAACACCAAGCUAAAAGCAUCAUUGGCGAAGCUUGAAGCAUUAGUUACUCAAAAGGAAGUCAAGCUCGAUCACAUCACAAACCAGCUUGACGAAGCUCAAGCUACCAUCAAGAAAUGA
This is a messenger RNA of Salvia miltiorrhiza (redroot sage), 1491 nucleotides long. Its product is annotated as putative late blight resistance protein homolog R1A-10. The transcript is spliced from 4 exons. NCBI's taxonomy places the organism in Eukaryota, Viridiplantae, Streptophyta, Magnoliopsida, Lamiales, Lamiaceae. The record is from RefSeq and is a predicted model, not a curated record. Gene Ontology annotation, molecular function: ADP binding. Gene Ontology annotation, biological process: defense response to other organism. Bases 1 to 1491 code for a protein of 496 amino acids.